AUAUGUAUAUGGCUGUAUCCGUCAAACUCAAUACGACUACUACAUACCUUUGUGCCUUUCCCCUAACGUCGGCAACCGCUCCAGAGCGCCGCCUGAAACUACAACCAAGUUGCUAACUCAUUUAGAUUGAUUUUCUAAGAAAAAAAUGUCUUCAAAAACUUUGGCAAUCCGUUCUUCGCUUCUGGUGUCAAACAGAGCCGGGCCUUCCGCCAAGGCAGUUGGGCCAAACUCGGUCUCCUUUACGUAUGGCUGCAACCCGAGAAGGGCCGUUAGGUUGCCCGUGGUGAGGGCUCAGGUGACUGGAGAUGGCAAAGACGCGGCCAGGACUCAAUCAACCGGAGAGAGAAAAGACACACAAAGAGCUCAGUCGAGUGGAGAUAAAAAGGACGCGGCCAAGGGUCAGGCUACUCAUGGAGAGAAAAAGGACACGGCGAGGGCAGCUCCGGCGACCGAAGAAAAGAGAGACACGGCAAUCGACGUCCACGUCAGCAAUCGAGGCAACCAACAACAAGGGCAGGCAGUGGAGGUGCGGCCACGGCGGCAGGCCCUUCAUCUCUCUCCUUUUGGUUUACUGGACUCCCUCUCUCCAAUGAGGACAAUCCGCCAAAUGUUCGCGUCAAUAGAUCAACUCUUUGACGAUGCAUUGACAUUCCCUGCAGCAGAGUCACGUGCCCCGUGGGAUGCCAAAGAAGAUGAAAACGUAAUCAAGAUGCGUUUUGAUGUUCCCGGACUCACCAAAGAAGAUGUCAAGGUCUAUGUAGAGGAUGACGAGCUUGUUAUUAAAGGAGAACACAAGGAAGAGAGAGCCCAAGACGAAUCGUGGUCUGAAAGGAGCUAUGGUGCCUUUUACACUCGGCUUCGCCUCCCGGAUUACUGCGACAAGGAUAAAAUCAAAGGGGAAUUGAAGAACGGGGUUCUCGUCAUUUCUAUUCCUAAGACCAAGGUAGAGCGCAAGGUGAUAGACGUGGACAUCCAGUGAAAAUUGUAUCAUUCCGUUGUAUUCAUGUUGUUGCUUUUGGCUUUCUUUAGUAGGUGUUGUGGUAUCUUAUGCUUGGAUUGCUGCUUCCUUUGUCGCAAUGUGGAAAAUGAUGUACUAUAUAGUUGUAUAUAUGCACAAUAAACGUAAUUCCUUGUUGUAAACGGAAGCAUUUUGUACCAAACCCGUUCGUCAAGGAUUUUAUUCCUGCUUCAAAUCGGACCCAGUUGGCGUCCGAUGGAAUUAAUCACAGGGAUUAGUCGAGUAAACAUGCAAUUUUCAAUGUGAGAGGAUUAUAAUAUGCAA
Messenger RNA from Rhododendron vialii, 1282 nucleotides. Its product is annotated as small heat shock protein, chloroplastic-like. NCBI's taxonomy places the organism in Eukaryota, Viridiplantae, Streptophyta, Magnoliopsida, Ericales, Ericaceae. The record is from RefSeq and is a predicted model, not a curated record. Gene Ontology annotation, biological process: response to heat. The transcript has 2 exons. Bases 146 to 979 code for a protein of 277 amino acids.